Messenger RNA from Parnassius apollo (apollo), 420 nucleotides. Lineage: Eukaryota; Metazoa; Arthropoda; Insecta; Lepidoptera; Papilionidae. The record is from the annotation of a GenBank genome assembly.
AUGGAAAUAGUAAGCGACAUUGUCAAAAAAAUUGCAGAUAAAUUAUCAAUCUCUGUUGAUGAUAUUGACACUACUAAACGUGUACCAGGAAAAAAAGAAAAGCCGGGAAAUAUUGAAAUUACAUUUAAAAAUGAAACAACAUCAACAAAAUGGAUCACAGCAGCGAAAAACUCAAAGCUAUAUGCUCAUGAUAUCAUGGAUAACUUGUCAGAGGCGACAGGGAAACAACUUAUUUACAUACGUGAAGCUCUAUCUUACUAUUAUAACAGGAAAUUACUAUGGGAGGCGAAACAAAAGUUAAAACCAUCCUACAAAUACGUAUGGUGUAAACGAGGUAUCAUCCGAGCACGAAAAGAAGAAAAAGGUGACAUCAUCAUAAUCCGUCGCGAAGAAGAUAUCGUCAGACUAGUUAGAGCCUAA